Penaeus vannamei (Pacific white shrimp) is the source of this 1315-nucleotide messenger RNA. NCBI's taxonomy places the organism in Eukaryota, Metazoa, Arthropoda, Malacostraca, Decapoda, Penaeidae. The record is from RefSeq and is a predicted model, not a curated record.
CGCAGCGCCGCUUCCUUGCCCUGCCAAACGUCAUUUGCUGACCUCGUUAUAACUGACAUUUAUUUACAAGAUGUGGAGGCAGCGUGUACCCUCCGAGGGACGCGAGCAAAUGCCUUGGGAUUUCCCUGCGAGAAACGAGCAAAGGGGCCGCCGAGAAGGAACUCUGGCUUUGGAGGACCUUCACAGAAAGCUGCAGCGGGAGACGGAGGAUCUGUUUCGGUGGAAGGCUUCGACUGAGAUGACCACGAGGCAGCUCGAGCGACAGCUGAACGAGGCUCAAGUGACCAUGGCAGACCAGCGGCGAAAUCUGAUGGAGCUGCAGCUGAACUCAGAGAACCUCUCCCAGAGCCUAAUCAAGGAGCGCAAAGAGAGGGACUUGAUCGCUGCCAAAGUGAUGCACACUCGCCAACUGUCCCUCGCACUUACACAGCAGAAAGAAAAUCUUGCGGGUAUCUUAUCACUUUUUCAGCAGGAAAAGGACCUGCUAAGUGCUGCACACGGUGAUACGGUCGAGAAGAUAAAUGAACUAACAGAUGGGCUCCGUGAUCUUUGUGUGGCACACAGGCAGCAAGUGGGCAGCAUUAAAGCUCAAGCUGAGGAAGAAGUAAGGCAGCUACAGAAGGAAAUCGUGUCUAAGAAGCAAGAACUGAACGAAUCAAAGGCCUCACUUUCAGUCCUCGCCCAACAUCAUUCCGAGUACGAAAAGAAAGUCACAGAGCUGACGGAGCUCCUGAAGACCACAGAAGAAAGUUUCUCGAUCGCUCGAGAGAAGAAUAUAGUUCUCACAUCGGAAAUAGAUGAGGUUAAAAACUCUUUAGAGAGUGUUCGGGCGGAAAUGGAGGAGCAAAUGCGAGCAUCGACGGCACAACUGACCAAACUGAAGGAGGAAUUAAAAGAAGAAAAGUAUCGCCGAGCUGAGAGCCAAAAAGAAUUCGAGGAAGCGGUAGGUAAGAUACAGUACCUGAAGAAAGCGAACGACACACUGGAGGGCAGCAAAGCCGAGAUCCUGGAUAAACUCGAGGCUGUGGUAACUCGAAAACAAGAACUGGAGAAGGACCUCCAGCACGGCAGUAGCAUGAUGGCAGCCUUACGGGCAGAGGUGACGCAAAAAGUCAAAUUCUUAUCCCAGUGUCUUGGGGAAGUGCAGACGAAGUUCUCACACUUGGAAUCGGAUUUUAAAGCCGUGCAAACGGAGAAACAGUCGCUUGUUGCUCAGCUGGAUGAAGCAAAAGGACUUUUACACGAAGAACGACAGCUCGUUUGUCAUCAGAAGGAAAAGUGGCGUUGGAAUGCGGAAACUGAGCGGAAAUACUAA